AUGACGGUGGAGAGUUGGUCUCUGCAUAGGACGCUUCAAACACCGAACCAUACGCCUGACCCUGACCCUGACCCGGACCAUGAUACCGGUGCUGGCAGAGAUACGCGAUUCCUUUUGGCACCAAUCACGAUUGAGAGUCUCGAAAACGGGUGGCCAGAUCCCAUGCAACAGGAUACCGAUGGGUCGCAAACAUUCCACCAGCCCCUAGCCGCCAACACCUCUCAGCCAGCCUUCCCCGAGAUCUUCCCUCACAGCGACUGUCGACAGCGACUAGGAGAACUACAGAAGGCAAUCCUCGUUGACCUGGAGCUUGUGAAGGCAUGCAAAACAGCCACCGACUGUGCUCAACUGUCGCUCUCUCCAGAGCUGACAUACAACUCUUCGUUUCUGGUCGGUCGAAUGCUUGGCCAUUCAAGAGCUCUACUCGGCAUCUUGGAUUCUUUUAGAUCGAUUUCCUCCACGCCUUCUUACUAUUCCUCAGGCAAUGACACCAUCCAGCCGGGCACCGGAAGCCUGCACUGCGACGUGCCGACAGUGUUCUCUAUAUUUUCAUGCUACGUUUGUCUCAUCCGCAUCUACCGCACCAUCUUUUCCUGCAUUCACGACUCGAUGCCUGUUCUGUUGUCGCUGCAACAACCUGUGCCGCAACUAUUUCCUGGCAUCAAUUUGGCAGGUUUCACAAUGGAGACGCGCCUCGAUCUGCAGGUUCAGAUCCUGGUCCAGGUCAGCGAAGACAUGCUUUCAAAGCUCGAUGUCCGGCUUGGUAUCUGCGGAGGUGCCAACGCCGAUGAGGGAAUUUUCGAGUCUACAAGAGCCCAUCUAAUGCUCAGCAUGAUGGUAGAGGAAGAGGCUCGUGAGCAGCCUCCCUUGUAUGAACCUCGAGGCCCUUGCAAGUCUUUGAGGGACAUUCUUGCCGAUUUAAAGCAAACGAUAAAUGGUCGAGGUACAAAAUGA
Messenger RNA from Fonsecaea erecta, 954 nucleotides. RefSeq lists its product as hypothetical. The transcript has a single exon. NCBI's taxonomy places the organism in Eukaryota, Fungi, Ascomycota, Eurotiomycetes, Chaetothyriales, Herpotrichiellaceae. Bases 1 to 954 code for a protein of 317 amino acids. The record is from RefSeq and is a predicted model, not a curated record.